AUGGACAGGGUCGUCUGCAAAUGCGCCAAGUGCGAUGCCAUCCUCGGAAGCCUCAUCAAUCUCUGGCUGCAGCUCGGCAAGAAAUAUAUCACUCCGUUGACGCACGCCCAAGACGAUGACCCCUUUCCCAUUGCAACUUCUGGCCUCGUCCGACAGGGCGAUGCCGAUACCUUGGUCGGCGGCUGCCAACUGCAAGACGCCGAGUGUGCCAAGUGUCGCGCCAACUUGGGCCAGAAGUGCUUGAAAAGCCCCGUCAACCACGUUCUAAGCGAUGGCCAAAUCAUCUUUCGAAUCACUUCCGUCAUCUUGAAGCUGGCCGGCGACUUGCGACGCAAGGCCGAGCCCAAGAUUCAACGAGUUCUCCAGCUCAAGAACCAUGCGUCCGAACACCAAAAUGCGCCGUCAUCCCAGACAGAGUCGGUCAACCCUGAACCGGGCGCAGCCCAGAACAGCCCCGCCGCCGACAGCCCCGACUUGAUGCAGAUGCAAGCCGAACUCGACGCACAGCGCCAACACAUCAACCGCAUCGGCGCUACGGGAAUGCAGGUCGUGACCAAUUUCGAAACCGUCAUGGCUCGCGUGGACCGGCAGAUGCAACAGCUCAGCGAGUCCAUCGACAGCAUUCGGAAAGACCGCGACGAGCAGCGCAACGACCUCGGCGCUCUAAAGUCAGAGGUCGUGGACGCGAAAUGGGACUGUCAGAACAACAGUGUGGUCGCGCGGUUGGAUCAGCAACUUCAGACCACCGAUAGAGUGGUGACUGAGUUGCGGCAAGCUCUCCAUCAGUCCAAAUCUGAGACGCAAGGACUGCGCGAACAGUUGACCGUCGCGGAGCAGGCACUACAGGGUGCCAAGGGUGACGCGGCGACCCUGAAAACUCAGAUUGAUGAAACGAAUCAGGCAGUCCGUGAGAGCAUCGCCGCGUCUAGAGAGCACGUAUGUGAGGUUUCGUCGCUCAGGCGAGAGGUAAAGCAGCUGAGGGCAGAGCUGGCGCAAGAGCGCGCUCAGCCACAGCCGGCUGAACCCUCGUCCUUCUCCUCUCACGAGCUGGACAUACUCGCCAGCAGCAUUUCCAAGAUCGGCAACCGAGCUAGCCAAGUCGAGACCUUGCAGAUGGAUUUCGAGCUGUUCAGGGCGCGUCUCCAGCGCCUGGAGGCUCGCGCCAUCGCACCUGGCGCAAAUACAAGCAGGACAUUGGGCGUCGAGGCCCAUGCUCGCGACGACGACGAGGCUCAGCCAGUCUACGAAGGCAACGCUCGAAGGAAGCGCGCCUUGACCGCCAGGGACGACACACAAACUUUCGACAAGACGCCUCAAAAACGCGCGGCGCUCUCGCCGUCAGAUCUCGACAGCGGAGUGUCGACAGGUUGCAGCCGCGCGAGCGACCUUUAUGGAUCCUCCCGCAACACCCGCAGCUCGGCUCAGCGUCCCGGCCUCCGGCGAACUCGAGCAAAUGCUGGCGAUUACGGCACGACACGACGAGAAAGCUGGGCAGGUAGAGGCUGA
Molecule: messenger RNA, 1506 nt
Organism: Hirsutella rhossiliensis
Lineage: Eukaryota; Fungi; Ascomycota; Sordariomycetes; Hypocreales; Ophiocordycipitaceae
Exons: 3
Coding region: 1-1506 (501 amino acids)
Source: RefSeq, a predicted model, not a curated record